Dama dama (fallow deer) is the source of this 1362-nucleotide messenger RNA. RefSeq names its product poly(rC)-binding protein 2-like. The transcript has a single exon. Gene Ontology annotation, biological process: regulation of gene expression; regulation of RNA metabolic process. The coding region runs from base 129 to 1190 and encodes 353 amino acids. Gene Ontology annotation, molecular function: single-stranded DNA binding; mRNA binding. Lineage: Eukaryota; Metazoa; Chordata; Mammalia; Artiodactyla; Cervidae. The record is from RefSeq and is a predicted model, not a curated record. Gene Ontology annotation, cellular component: nucleus; nucleoplasm; cytoplasm.
CCCUUCCCCUUCCCGCCCGCUCCCCUUUUCCCCUCGGUCGCCUCGCGCCUGCAGUUUUUGGCUUUCACCCCCACCAGUGACCAAAGACUUGACCACUCAAAGUCCAGCUCCUCAGAACACUGCUCGACAUGGACACCGGUGUGAUUGAAGGUGGAUUAAAUGUCACUCUCACCAUCCGGCUACUUAUGCAUGGAAAGGAAGUUGGCAGUAUCAUCGGAAAGAAAGGAGAAUCAGUUAAGAAGAUGCGCGAGGAGAGUGGUGCACGUAUAAACAUCUCAGAAGGGAAUUGUCCUGAAAGGAUUAUCACUUUGGCUGGACCCACUAAUGCCAUCUUCAAAGCCUUUGCUAUGAUCAUUGACAAACUGGAAGAGGACAUCAGCAGCUCUAUGACCAACAGCACAGCUGCCAGUAGACCCCCAGUCACCCUGAGGCUGGUGGUCCCUGCUAGUCAGUGUGGCUCUCUCAUUGGGAAAGGUGGUUGCAAGAUCAAGGAAAUACGAGAGAGUACAGGGGCUCAGGUCCAAGUGGCAGGGGAUAUGCUCCCCAACUCAACUGAGCGGGCCAUCACUAUUGCUGGCAUUCCGCAAUCCAUCAUUGAGUGUGUGAAACAGAUCUGCGUGGUUAUGUUGGAGACUCUCUCCCAGUCCCCCCCGAAGGGCGUGACCAUCCCGUACCGGCCCAAGCCGUCCAGUUCUCCGGUCAUCUUUGCAGGUGGUCAGGACAGGUACAGCACAGGCAGCGACAGUGCAAGCUUUCCCCACACCACCCCGUCCAUGUGCCUCAACCCUGACCUGGAGGGACCACCUCUAGAGGCCUAUACCAUUCAAGGACAGUAUGCCAUUCCACAGCCAGAUUUGACCCAGCUGCACCAGUUGGCAAUGCAACAGUCUCAUUUUCCCAUGACGCAUGGCAACACCGGAUUCAGUGCAGGUUUGGAUGCAUCUGCUCAGACUACUUCUCAUGAACUCACCAUUCCAAACGAUUUGAUUGGCUGCAUAAUCGGGCGUCAAGGCGCCAAAAUCAAUGAGAUCCGUCAGAUGUCUGGGGCGCAGAUCAAAAUUGCGAACCCAGUGGAAGGAUCUACUGAUAGGCAGGUUACCAUCACUGGAUCUGCUGCCAGCAUUAGCCUGGCUCAAUAUCUAAUCAAUGUCAGGCUUUCCUCGGAGACGGGUGGCAUGGGGAGCAGCUAGAACAAUGCAGAUUCAUCCAUAAUCCCUUUCUGCUGUUCACCACCACCCAUGAUCCAUCUGUGUAGUUUCUGAACAGUCAGCGAUUCCAGGUUUUAAAUAGUUUGUAAAUUUUCAGUUUCUACACACUUUAUCAUCCACUCGUGAUUUUUUAAUUAAAGCGUUUUAAUUCCUU